AUGCCUGAUUACCCUUCAAAUAAUAGUCCCCCCAGCGUAACUGCCCAAAUUUUCAGUCAACUAGCUGCAAGAUCGGAUCACAUUUUGCCACAAGAAUACAAUCCGGAUCGACCACGAUGGUCUUCUCGUGCCAGUUCGUCGUAUGGGCCAUCCUCGUCACCACAACCGCCCAAAUCAUUCGACAUCUACCUGGAUGACACAGAUUACAGCUCCUGUGACGAUGCAGCCUCUACAAUUAGCUUCACUGAUACUGCUCCGUCCGCAGAUCCCAUCUAUCCUGCAUCGUUUGGGACCCCUAAUCAAGGCAUUGAGAUGGCCCAUCCCCUGCCACAACCAUUCAACGCAAGUGCGGCAUCUAUCGAAACCUUUUGUACUUCCGCAUCGGAAAGUCGGAUGUCAGAUGAUCCUGACUCCUACGUUGGCGAGAAGAAAGAUAUCAGUUGGCUCGAGUCUGCAUCUCUGUACGAUCAGAGUGAGCCUGCCCCUCCUCCUUAUUCAGUGUCGGUGAAUCGAUCGACUUUCCACUCUCAGCCAUAUUGCCCCGAUGAUCAGGCCUACAUCCACUACGCUGAGAGAAAUCAAAGUUCCGAAUCAGUGGCCUCACACAAGUCGAGAUGGUCAGCUAGCAAACAAACCUUCUACAAGAAAGCCAAGUCCAUAAUCAGUCGAUUCAGCUCUGCUAUCACCGGAAGACGAGAUUCCCGACUAGACUACGACGAGAGCUUCGAUUCUGAUAGUGAUUCACCAUACGAGUUCAGUUAUUCAGAUAUGAAUGAGAAGGGUAGGCUCACUGGCGAAUGGAAGGCGUCUACGGGCAUGCCUAGUGGAAGAGCACCCGAGCUUGUAUGA
This is a messenger RNA of Kwoniella botswanensis, 849 nucleotides long. RefSeq lists its product as uncharacterized. The transcript has 3 exons. The coding region runs from base 1 to 849 and encodes 282 amino acids. The record is from RefSeq and is a predicted model, not a curated record. NCBI's taxonomy places the organism in Eukaryota, Fungi, Basidiomycota, Tremellomycetes, Tremellales, Cryptococcaceae.